This is a messenger RNA of Esox lucius (northern pike), 3082 nucleotides long. Its product is annotated as translation initiation factor IF-2. The transcript has 2 exons. The record is from RefSeq and is a predicted model, not a curated record. Bases 259 to 2505 code for a protein of 748 amino acids. NCBI's taxonomy places the organism in Eukaryota, Metazoa, Chordata, Actinopteri, Esociformes, Esocidae.
AGGGGUUACAGGCUAGAAGUGUAUAGAUUGCCGGUAGUGGGUAGGAUAGAUUGUGAUAGCGACAGAUGUCUUGCAAACCUAUAGCAGCACAAAAACUGUCUUAGUAGAUUGUACCUCAGGGAGCGAGGAGGACUUUGGUGCAGCUGUCAGUCGCGAGAUUACUUCUAUUAUCAGUCCGUGCUCAACCCUGCAAGGGAGUACAUCAGUUCCUCGACUCUCCCUACCGUUUGGGUGUAAGGCAGUAAUCCAGGAGGCACCAUGGGAGGAAAGCUGAGCAAGAAGAAGAAGGGGUAUGAUGUCAGCGACCCAAAGGACAAGAAGGAGGAGGAGAUUACUGUGGCUGCUGUGAGUGCCAUUGAUGUCGUCGCCAAUGCCGUGGAAAGCAAAGUGCCGGCCCCAGUUGCUGAGUUGGCAGCGAAAGCUGCUCCUACCGUGUCUGCUGCAUUUGAGGAAGGCGUGGAGUCGACAGCGGCAGCCAAAACAGAAGUGACAAAAGAGGACCUGUCAGCUGUAGAACCAGUGGCCAAGGGAGCCACUGCAGAGCCACCAGCGGUAUCAAACGAACCUGUGGGAGCAACAGCAGAAGAACCAGUGGCUCCAGAAAAAACAGCUGCUCCAGAAGAACCUGCAGCAGCACAGGAGGAGCAAGCACCUUCGGCAGCACAGGAGGCGCAAGCACCUGCGGCAGCACAGGAGGAGCAAGCACCUGCUGCAGCACAAGAGGAGCAAGCACCUGCUGCAGCAAAGGAGGAGCAAGCACCAGCUGCAGCACAGGAGGAGCAAGCACCAGCUGCAGCACAGGAGGAGCAAGCACCUGUGUCAGUACAAGAGGAGCAAGUACCUGCGACAACUCAGGAGGAGCAAGCACCUGCGACAGCACAGGAGGAGCCAGCACCUGCUGCAGCACAGGAGGAGCCAGCACCUGCUGGAACACAGGAGGAGCAAGCACCUGCUGCAGCACAGGAGGAGCAAGCACCUGCUGCAGCCCAGGAGGAGCAAGCACCUGCGGCAACACAGGAGGAGAAAGCACCUGCGGCAGCACAGGAGGAGAAAGCACCUGCUGCAGCACAGGAGGAGCAAGCACCUGCUGCAGCACAGGAGGAGCAAGCACCUGCUGCUGUACAGGAGGAGCAAGCACCUGCUGCAGCACAGGAGGAGCAAAAGCCAGCGACAGCACAGGAGGAGCAAAAGCCAGCGACAGCACAGGAGGAGCAAAAGCCAGAGGCAGCACAGGAGGAGCAAAAGCCAGAGGCAGCACAGGAAGAGCCAGAGCCACCCGCUGCACCAGAAAAGCCUGUAACCCCAGAAGAGCCAGUGAUGGCUGUGGCACCAGCCUUGGUUGCUGAGUUACCAGUAAAAGCUACUCCUGUGGUGUGUGUUGCACUGGAGGCCGUGGUGGGAUCGGCAGCAGCCACCACAGAAGCAACAGAAGAAGCCCAGUCAGUUCCAGAGGCAGUCGUCAAAGGAGCUACCGUAAAGCCAGAAAAGCCUACAGCAGUAGCAGACAAAGCAGUUGCAUCCCCAAUAGAGCCUGAACUACCAGAGGAGACAGUGGCAACAAAGGAAGAAUCUGGGGUAGCAGAUGAGAAACCAGACACACCAAAAGAACCUGUGGCACUGGAAGAACCAGUUCCAGCAACAGACGAACCAGCAGCUGCGACCGGUGAACCAGCAGCUGAACCUGCUGAAGAACUAGUAGUCUCCAUGACAGCCUCUUUGGAGCUAGCAGCAACAUCAGAAGAGCCAACACCAGAGGUGGAACCUGAGGCUGUUCCUGAAGCAGAAGAACAAGUUACAAAUGAGGCAGCAGAGAUUAUAGACGCUAAACAACUUGAGUCUGCGGCCCCAGAGGUUGAACCAGAGACUGUUACAGUAGAGGUCCCAGUGCCUGAGGCUGUGGCAGAGCCACCAGUAGAGGCAGAGGCAGCUCCACUCACCUCAGGGAAGGAGACUGCACCUGCACCAGAAUCUGUCUCCGAACCAGCCUCUGACGAGCUCCCUGCACCUAUAGAUGAAGCCACUGCAGAGCCCGAACCUGAAGCUGUUGAGGCCAAGGCAGUAACAGAGGAAGCUGAGCCAAAGGCAACUGAGCCAAAGGCAGCAGAGGCUUCAGCUGCUUUGCUGGAAGAGGCAGCCAACAACGCAGAACCCAUCCCUGAGAUUGUCAUCUCAGAAUCGGCUACCCCUGCUGCUGCAGAUGAGGCUAGUGCUGAGCUAGAGGAAGCUGUGCUGGAAAACAGGGAAGCGAUUUCCACAAAGGAGGCUGCUGCUGAUUCUGUAGUCACUGAGGUCAAUGGGGAGUGUCAGGAGCAGGCGGUCAAGCCAGCUGCCAAGUCCUCCCCAGAGCCGCAGCAAGAGGAACGUGUCAACGGCAUUGACAAGCCGGAGAAGGCUGUCAAGGUGCAAAAUGACUGUGAACUAAAAAAGGACUUGAACCUGACUGACGACAUUCAGAUUCCUGAGGCCAUCAGUGAGGAAAUUAGUCAGGCGGUUAACUUGGUCUGAAGCUAAUAUAAAUGUGAAGUCCCUGAUGAUACGAAAAAACCUCCAACAACACAGGCGUCUGAAGAUAAACAUCUACAUGUCUGUUGUGGUUACUCAGGCAAAGGAAUUUCUGUUUAACCAAAAAGAAAUACAACCACUCAAGGUCAGAGAGAGACAGGGAGAAAGUGAGACAGGAAGAGGUGUAAGACGAAUGCGGUGUUGAGAGUUUUUGCCCCACAUGUCAUUGUGGAGGUGCAGCUGUGCUUGCAGAUUUUGCGAUGAGAUAGAAGCCAGCGAAAUGUAUUGGACGAGUAAAGACAAACCGAGAAAACUGGACUGACAAGAAAAAAACUGGACAUUAACAUUGGAAGUUAUGAAUGGAAUGAAUAGUUUUGCCUUUGUGUUUGAGCCUGAUGGAUAUUAAAAACGUGUUUAUUGGAAUAGCAUUCUAUAGUAUGUAAUUUAGACUUUCACAUAUCUUUUCCUUAGCUAUAUGAAAAAAUCAUCAAUAAAAAGUGUUCGCCUUUUAUAAUGGUGCAAACAGUGGGGGAAUGUUCAGUAAUGGCUUGAAAAAUAGAAUAAAAAAAGACUGUUAUAA